Molecule: messenger RNA, 1356 nt
Organism: Acanthosepion pharaonis
Lineage: Eukaryota; Metazoa; Mollusca; Cephalopoda; Sepiida; Sepiidae
Source: the annotation of a GenBank genome assembly
AUGUUCUCAUCGAUGAUGGUCUUUUCCUUUCCUGUUUUCUCAAUAUUUCUCAUCUUUCACUGUCUGUCUCUCAAUGACUUUCUCUCUCUCUCUCUCUCUCUCACUGCUUUUCUCACUUUUCCUAUCUAUCUAUGUAUCUCUCUAAAUCUGCCUAUUCUUAUCUAUCUAUCUAUCUAUCUAUCUAUCUAUCACAUUCUGUUCGUAUCUAUUUAUUCAUCUAUCUGUCUAUUUAUCGAACUCAGUCUGUUCAUAUCUAUCUAUCUAUCUAUCUAUCUAUCUAUCUAUCUAUCUAUCUAUCUAUCUCAGUCCUUUUCAUAUCUAUCUAUCUAUCUAUCUAUCUAUCUAUCACAUUCUGUUCAUAUCUAUUUAUUCAUCUAUCUGUCUAUUUAUCGAACUCAGUCUGUUCAUAUCUAUCUAUCUAUCUAUCUAUCUAUCUAUCUAUCUAUCUAUCUAUCAAGAGAAACUCAGUAUCUUCACCUCUUCAACUAUAUCUAUUUCUAUUGCAUUAUUUCUUUCUAUCUAUCUAUCUAUCUAUCUAUCUAUCUAUCUAUCUAUCUAUCUAUCUACCUAUCUAUCAAUCCUCACUCUGUUCAUAUCUAUCUAUCUAUCUAUCUAUCUAUCUAUCUCAGUCUAUCCAUAUGUAUUUCAGGCUGUUCAUAUCUAUCUAUCUAUCUAUCUAUCUAUCUAUCUAUCUAUCUAUCUAUCUAUCUCAGUCUGUCCAUAUGUAUCUCAGACUGUCAAUAUCUAUCUAUCUAUCUAUCUAUCUAUCUAUCUUAUUCUGUUCCUAUCUAUAUAUCUAUCCUAAUUCUAUUCUUAUCUAUCUAUCUAUCUAUCUAUCUACCUAUCUAUCUAUCUAUCUAUCUAUCUAUCCUCACUCUGUUCAUAUCUAUCUAUCUAUCUAUCUAUCUAUCUAUCUAUCUAUCUAUCUAUCUAUCUAUCUAUCUCAGUCUGUCCAUAUGUAUCUCAGACUGUCAAUAUCUAUCUAUCUAUCUAUCUAUCUAUCUUAUUCUUCUGUUCCUAUCUAUCUAUCUAUCUAUCUAUCUAUCUAUCUAUCUAUCUAUCAAUCCUCACUCUGUUCAUAUCUAUCUAUCUAUCUAUCUAUCUAUCUAUCUAUCUAUCUAUCUAUCUAUCUCAGUCUAUCCAUAUGUAUCUCAGGCUGUUCAUAUCUAUCUAUCUAUCUAUCUAUCUAUCUAUCUAUCUAUCUAUCUAUCUAUCUCAGUCUAUCCAUAUGUAUCUCAGGCUGUUCAUAUCUAUCUAUCUAUCUAUCUAUCUAUCUAUCUAUCUAUCUAUCUAUCUAUCACUUCAUCUCUUUCUGCAUCUGGGCAUAUUUAUCUCAACAUAGUCAUAUCUGUCUAG